Molecule: messenger RNA, 2121 nt
Organism: Frankliniella occidentalis (western flower thrips)
Lineage: Eukaryota; Metazoa; Arthropoda; Insecta; Thysanoptera; Thripidae
Product: cyclic GMP-AMP synthase-like receptor
Exons: 10
Coding region: 609-1904 (431 amino acids)
Source: RefSeq, a predicted model, not a curated record
CAUAGCCUGGUCCCCCGGUACUACUAAACACAGUGAAAAUAGUAUGUUUACGGUUCGGAAAAUUUUCCAUGAUGUGUCGUAAAUUUAAAAUUUGUGACUGUUCCUCCAGCCUACUAACAGAGAUCGCAGAGAUUGGUCACAAACCGUCAAAAUGAUGAAAAUUCGCAUCACUAUAACGUAUGUUUAGACGAAAAAACUUCAUUUUCACAUCAUUCCGUCAAUCUGACGUUUUGUGACGAAUCUCUGUUGGAAGGCAAAAGCUCUUCUUUCCGACUUGGAAUCAGCCAAAGAAGCUAGACUGGGGUAUCGGACAUUUACAAAAUUACUGUAAGUAAAAUUUACCACCAACUUUGCAAAUGGCUGAGAUCGCCUGGUAGGUAGGCAAGCCCGCCGAAGGUCACGAUUUUCCUCACCCCCGCUGCUCGCCCGCAAACUCCUAUACCGCCUGUGCUGCUUCUUCAGUCACGACCUAGGUGAUUCGGUGAUUCCCCUCGCUCCCUCGCUGCGGCUUGGCGGCUUGGCUGCUAACUCGACGAUUCCGUUUUACAACCGGCUGUCACUAUUGCCUAAGAGCUUUAGAGUUGGACAAGGAAGUUUGCGGCGCAAUCAUGAGUCUAUCUCGUUCCCUGGACUUAACCCAGGAAGAUUAUGCUGUGCAGGAUGCCAUUCUGCAAUACAUUAGCUCGAAUUUUGUUUCCUUAAAGCCUCCUGAUGUCAAAUUUUUUAAGCGUCAUUUAGAAAAUGUGACAAAAGUACUGAUUCAAAUGAUGAGGAAGGAAGAUAAUCUGUUCAAUUUGAUAUUCCAAAAAGAAAGAGUCGCUGGAAGUUUUUGGGACAAAUUAAAAAUAGGACAUCCUAUUGAAUUUGACAAAAAUUUUGUUUUAACCCUGCCGCCUGCACUUUACAAAAACAUAAAGUUUACACCUGCCUCCCCUUCGUAUGUAACUGUAAAUGUUCAAAAUGGUCUCAAGAUUGUGAAGAGCUCAAAAUGUAGAACAUAUAGACCUGACUGGUUUGAUGAUAAUGGUAACAUACUAUCAGAUAAAUUACGAUUUUGGAUGGAAAGUGUGGUUAAUAAAGCUUUAGCCACGUUGCCUCCAUUACCUAACAAAAAAUAUCAACUGGAAAUUGAGGGUACUUGUUACGAGAUAGGGACUAGAAAAUCUGGUCCUGCUGUGACAGUUGAAGUUAAUAUUGAUUCUAGUGGAUCCACUUAUUUGGGAAUCACUCAAUUCUGCAUAGAUUUAGUGCCAGCCUUUGAAUUCCAAACAAAAGAUUGGCCUCAUCACAUCCGGCAAUGUCCUGCAGAUACACAGGAUAAGACUUGGAACUUGGUUCCCAAACCGUUAAAGCCUGAAGAAAAUACUGCUGAUGGCAAUAUUCCUGCUCGCCUGCAGUGGAGACUUUCCUUUCACAAUCAAGAAUCGUAUAUCAUUCAUAAUUUAAAUCAUUUCAAGGCUGUUCUAAAAUUACUCAAGAAAUUACGUGAUGUAAAAUUUGACCAGUACAAAAUGAGUUCGUAUGCACUGAAGACAGUAUUUAUGUUAGAAAAGGAAAGACAAAAUAAUGAUUUCUGGCGUCGGCCGCUCAGCUCAACAUUCCUCCAUAUGUUAACUGUUUUAACUGAAUGGUACGGAAAAGGCAAGAUUCCAUUUUAUUGGGACAAACAGCAUAAUCUCUUAGGAAAAUUGUCAAAGGAUCAAAUCAAGCAAGUAUAUUGUACACUUCAGAAGAUAAAUAACAGAAUUUAUGAGGGUUUGCAGAGCAAGUGCGAGAGCAAAUGUGAUCACUUCAUUAUCGCCUCUACAUUACUGGACUCAGAAGAAUUGCUUAAAAUUAAAAAAGACAUCAUUGUUGAUCGAAGUGGAAAUAAGCCUUUGGCAAAAAGACAGCGCUGCUCAUAGAUCCUUUAACAUUCUGAACGAGAGCUCUUGAUUCAACUCAAUAAGUAAUUUUAAAUAAAGCUGUUUCAAUUUUUUUCUUUAAAUGUUUGAUGGGUUUUAAUUAGGGUUUUUAUGGGCUGCUUUCUUUACUUGUUAGCUUUGCUUGCAUUUGUACCAAAAUGACUUUUGUGAAAAUUUAAUUGGUUGAACUUGAAAUUAUACAUGUUUGACGGCUUGA